Messenger RNA from Actinia tenebrosa (Australian red waratah sea anemone), 1120 nucleotides. RefSeq names its product tyrosine-protein kinase receptor torso-like. Gene Ontology annotation, biological process: cell surface receptor protein tyrosine kinase signaling pathway; protein phosphorylation; multicellular organism development. Gene Ontology annotation, molecular function: ATP binding; transmembrane receptor protein tyrosine kinase activity. The record is from RefSeq and is a predicted model, not a curated record. Gene Ontology annotation, cellular component: signaling receptor complex; plasma membrane. NCBI's taxonomy places the organism in Eukaryota, Metazoa, Cnidaria, Anthozoa, Actiniaria, Actiniidae.
AGUAUCAAAUUCGAAUAGUGAAAGUAAAUCCGUAAAGAGAGACAAUCUAGGUCUGGUAUUGGAUAUGGAGAACAUGAAUAACCAAUGGGACGUUUAUCCUGAUCACGUAACUAUAUUAGAAAUACUGGGCCAAGGAGCUUUUGGCAAAGUGCAUAAGGCAACAUUAAAGGCAACGCCACAUCAAGAAGAAGUUAGAAUCCUGGCAAAGCUAAAAGGAACGAGUUUGAACGCCAAGAAAACUACUGAAAUAAUUGCAGCAGUAAAGACGUUAAAGGAGGAAGCAGAAUCAAGUGAAAAGCAAGAAUUCCUAAAGGAAAUCAAUCUAAUGAAGAAACUAGGUUGCCAUCAAAAUAUCGUCAACUUCCUGGGCUGUUGUACUACGAGUGAGCCAAACUUUCUCGUAGUUGAGUUCUUACCAAAGGGAGAUUUACUGAAAUACUUGAGAACGAACAGACAUAAGGUAAAACAAAAAACGCACGAGGGAAAAGGUUUGGGAGAAGAUGUUUUGACUCCAAAAGAUAUCACAUCGUUCUCCUAUCAAAUAGCAGCAGGAAUGGRAUAUCUAUCAAGCAAAGGAUUCGUUCAUCGUGAUCUUGCCRCUCGUAAUAUUCUAGUGRCUGACAACAAAGAAGUCAAASUGYCAGAUUUUGGACUGACACGUGACCUUUACGAGGAGAGCGCCUACAAUGCUCGAGUWCAGCGRAAACUACCAAUCAAAUGGAUGUCACCAGAAGCGCUGUACGACCAAGUCUUCACUACUGAGAGUGACGUAUGGUCGUACGGCGUGGUAUUAUGGGAGAUGUUUACAUUGGGAGGUGCUCCGUACCCUUCCUUGUCUACACGUGAGCUGUAUCGGGAAUUACGCCGUGGCUACAGAAUGGAAAAGCCUGUCAUGUGUUCUGAGGAAGUCUAUAAGGUAAYGUCAAAAUGUUGGAAAGAAAACCCAAGCGAGCGUCCAAAGUUUACAGAACUUCGUCAACGAUUUGAAGAGCUUCUACAGGAAGAUAGUCCAUACCUGGACUUCAGUAAUCUGGACAAUAACRAAGACUAUUAUCUGGUACCUUCUUUUAACAGCGCUGGUGACGAUGAAGACGGCUCGGCAUGUUCAUUGCAUCUGUAA